This is a messenger RNA of Tupaia belangeri chinensis (Chinese tree shrew), 602 nucleotides long. RefSeq names its product proline rich 32 (gene PRR32). Bases 117 to 470 code for a protein of 117 amino acids. The transcript has 3 exons. NCBI's taxonomy places the organism in Eukaryota, Metazoa, Chordata, Mammalia, Scandentia, Tupaiidae. The record is from RefSeq and is a predicted model, not a curated record.
GCCAAGCCUCUCUGAGACAGAAGCACCAGUCAUUUCUCCAGACUGAGUUGGCUGGUGUGGGCGUUCAGCUGGUUCUCUCCACCAUCUCACGAAGGCUGUCCUGAUCAAAUUUCUCCAUGGCUUGUAUUGAAAAUGUCCUUGGAGGGCACACUCCUUCACCUACAGAGGUAGCUGUGGACAAAAACGGGAGCCAGGAUCAGCUCCACAACAUGACCCUGCAGUUUCCAAGUUGCAGGCCGAAGGAUGAUGCAGAGGCCUGGGGCCAACCUCGCAUCCCACUGAGACCUCCAUUCAGUGUGCGGACCCAUCUGAAAAUAGAGCAACUGGAGCACCCCUCUGAGAAAAUAGGAUCCUGCAUUCCUGUCCUUAGUUCAAGACCUCUCAGACAGCCCUAUGGGCCACCACCUGCUGUUGCGGAAGAGUCCCUAGCAACAGUAAAAGGGAAUGCCAGCUCCUGUGCCAUCAAAUAGAGACCACAUCUGAAGGCAAAAGAGGGAAGAGAAAAGAUUGGGGAAAAAGACAAAAGCCACUCAUUUAUAAUUUUACGUGUCAAAUCCCCUAUGAUUUCAUAUUUUGUUUAGCACUAAUGUGCCUUACAUACU